UGGGGUUUGAGAGGGUUUCCGAUAGAUAUAAUUUGCGAAGACUUCACGGCAGGCCUUCUGGUGGGUUUCAUCCACAGCAACAUCCAUCAACGCCAAGAUGGAGAUCUGACCAAUCAUGUUGCAUCUAUGGCAGGAGAAUUGAGUGCAGAGCAGAUCAUACGGAUGCGUGCAGGUUAGGGUUCCAUUCGAGCGGCUGUGCAGGAUCGGAUGAUCGGUGGAGUGGCGGCGAGCCAUCUCGGCGACGGUGGUGGACCGGCAGCAAUGAGCUGUGGCAGAAAGGUAAUUUUUCAGGUCAUGGGUUUUUUGAUAGACGCUACUAUGGUCAGCAGAAACAAGGUCGGAUUGCAGGCAAUUCAUUGGCUAAGUGCAGCCAUUGCGGCCAUUUUUCUGGUGCUUCAGUGGCUAAUUGCAGCGGGCUCAAGUCGUGGGGGUCCUCGUGGUCGCGAUUUCCAGAAAGCUCAGGGCAAACGGCAGCUUCAACUCGAGAGGAGGCAGAUAAAUGGCUCAGGGAACGUUCAGAUGGGUUUAAGGAACCAUUAACAGAGGGAGGUGGUACUAUAAGAAUUGAAAGCAAAUUUUUUGAAUUUCAGGUGCAGUCCUCACUUCUACGAAUUAGCCAAUAUAAGGAGAAACAAAAUUGCUCUAUUUCAUUAGACAGGGAUGGAGUCCGUUGGUUAUGCUAUGCCUUAUGCAAAAUUCAAUCUGAAACCUCCUGGACUUUCACUAGGUAUGAAAAAAAUUGUAAGCUUCUCUUAUCUUUUGAAGCGAAUUGCUUUGGCAGAUUCACUCGACUACAGGCUAUCGGCACACAAAGUAGAUCUACUCUUAUUAUCCCUGAUGGUUGGAGGGGCGAAGGAACUAAACAUUUCCAUUCUACUCUAUUAAGCCAUUUGGAAAUUUUGGAAAAUGCCAAUAAGGGGUCUUUAUUAUCCAAGAGUUUGGUGGAAUGUGUUGAUGUAUGUUCUGUUGAUACCGUGAAAUCUGUUUCGAAUAGUUUUGAGUCUAUUUCUUCUUUACUUUUCCAGGCAGAUUUGCUUAAUAUUGGUUGCUUCUCUCCUCCUGUCACUGAAAACAGUAGAAGGGAUAUCGUCCCUUGUGAGGUGGGUAAGGUUAGGGUAGAUGGGGAGGACGAAAGUGAUGUUGGAGACGUCAUGGAAGUAUCACCUAUUCAGGUCUCUUUCCCUGCGCAAAGCAAACAAAAAUUUAUCAUGGGCGAUCCACAGUCACCGAGAGAGGAUUGUAUUACGCCAGUAAGAAGGCCCUUACCAGAUCAAAAGUUGCUAGAUCGUUUAAGUGAUCCUAACUACAAGAUAGCACCUCGAAGUUUGCUUAGACGAAGCGCUCGACUUCAAGCUAAAUAUGAGGUUGGUGGGUAGUUCUGUUGUGCUAUUGUGAUCUACAAAGGGGUUGGCUAGCUCUUUGGAAUCUUGCUGGUGUUGUCUAUCUUCGGCGGGCAGCGGGCUUCUUUUUGGGUUGUUUUGGUUUCCUCAUUAAUUUUAUGUUUUCAUUAGCAAUUUCUUUCAAUAACUACAUUCAUUAGCGGAUGUACUUUUUAUUACUAAUUUUUUUUAAUAAAAAUUCACUUAUAAAAAAAAAAAAAAAUCACUUCUUUUUGCAAAAUGUCAUAGUCACUAUUAAAGUCACUACCCUUAAGAUGUAGUCACUAAUAUGAUUUUAGCUAUGUACUCAC
Messenger RNA from Cuscuta epithymum, 1690 nucleotides. Lineage: Eukaryota; Viridiplantae; Streptophyta; Magnoliopsida; Solanales; Convolvulaceae. The record is from the annotation of a GenBank genome assembly.